CAGUGUGCAGCGGUUUGUAUACAUGCUGCUGAGAGCCCCGCAGGUUUAGCCGGUCAGAAAGUACAUAAAUUCUCCAGAAGGUAGACAUGGAAGGCGUUUAUCAGGCAAGAGCUCAUUUCCGCUCCGAGGUUUCAAUGAGGCAAACGAGGCAGUAACGAUGAACCGAACACAGAGCCAGCAGAGCAAAGCAAAUUACCUCAAGAGGAGGAAGGAGUUCAUGUCUUCAGUCAAGGGAGUUUCUCAUCUGUCCAGGCGAGCCAAGAGACGCUUGUGCUGCAAAUUACAGCUUUGGAUGUGGAGGAAGCGGAGAGAGAAAUGCAGUUUUGGGAUUUUCAGAGCAAAGAAGAGAGCUUGGGGGAUCAGCUCUGGCUCCGGCAGCUGCCUCAGUUUAAAAGUGCAAUCACAGAAGAAUAACAGGAAAGUUCCAACGUACCACACACUAAACAUAGAAAACUCGGAAGCCAGAACUUCAGCUGUUGUGUCACCACUUGGAUGCGAUGAUGGAGCAUCAGAGGACACACGUAGAGGGCAGGAUUGCCUGCUGGAGCCACAUGAAUCCAUCAGUCUGUCAGAAACUUGCACUGCCUCCAGCUCGUUGCAGAAGCAGGUUACAGACACAGAUGUUGCUGCGGGUGCCAUCACUCAAGCCACGUCUGCUCAAAGAGCAGAAACCUUCGGACAGUUCUGUGAUACUGCUGAAACUGAAACUUCUUCAAAACGUUCUCAUACUUUAAAACCCCCGCUGAGUGCAGAUGGUGAAGCAUGUGGAGGGAUUACAAGGUUUAAGGUACCAAGGGCAAUGAUACUACCUCAAAGGCUCGAAGUCAACUGCCAAUCAGGGCAACAUACUACUGUCACUCUAUUUCGGGACCAGCUUCCAGACAGAGAUACUGACACUGAGAGAUUCACCUGUAAAAAGUUCUCCCAACCUGAUGUCAGUCUUAAAGCACUGACUAAGGACAUUCAUGACUUCCUUGAUAACUUCUACCGGAUAUAUGGAAGUUUCAUCCCGCUACAAAAGAGAGACGUGUUGGCACACCUGAAGAGGACGUUUAACACUGAUUUCAGUGACAGGAAAAAUGUCAUCUUCUCAGAGGUUACCAGAUACAGAGCUGCGACUGUUCAGAAACCUGUUCCCUCCUUCCAGGUGGUCUACAAGAAACACACACUGACGCUGGAUGAUUUGUCGACACUGGCAGAUCAGAACUGGCUCAACGACCAGGUCAUGAACAUGUACGGAGAACUGAUUGUGGAAUCUGCCCGUCACAAGGUCCAUUUUCUCAACAGUUUCUUCCACCGGCAGCUCAUGACUAAAGGAUAUGAAGGUGUUAAGAGGUGGACAAAGCAGGUGGAUUUGUUUUCUAAGAGUUUGCUAUUAGUGCCAAUCCACCUGGAGGUUCAUUGGUGUCUGGUGACUGCUGACUUUGUCAAGAAAAAGAUCUGCCUAUAUGACUCUCAAGGGAACGCACUCCAGAAGGUCGCAAGGAACAUCCUGAAAUACUUGAUGACAGAAGCAAAGGAGAAGCAGCAAACAGCUUUUGAAAAUGGUUGGGCAGUGUCAUUUGAUGAGAAAAUCCCACAACAGACCAAUAAAAAUGACUGUGGAGUUUUUGUCUUGGAGUACUCUAGACGCCUUGCUCUAUCAAAACCCCUGCAGUUUUCACAGGAGGACAUACCAAAUAUACGUAAGAGAAUCUACAAAGAGCUCUGCGACUAUAAGCUCCAUGAAGAGAGCUGAUGAGUAACUCAGAGUUGUAUGUAUUGCUGAUGAUACGUGCUGCUUCUGAUUCAGAUAUGAGAUCAGCAGUCCAAGCUGUGUCUGUGCUGCUCACAGACUUACGAUACUGUUAGUGCAAAUUUUACACAUCAUACAGUGUACCAACAGAGCCUUAUUGAAUUACUGAAUCGACUGCCUAUUGAAAUGGAUCUAGUCUGUCAUGGUCCAUAUCCGUGUUACUUUUUUAGCGUUUAAAAUCUCUGUACACCUUAUUUGACUUUUUUUUAAAGUCUCAUCUAUCGUUGUCGACUUGUAGUUGGCGAUAUUUUGCGUUAUAGUUUACCUGAUGUUUGUUGCACAAUAGAAGUAUGUAUAUAAUGUUUCAAAUAAAAUCAAACCCUUUCCAAACA
Molecule: messenger RNA, 2127 nt
Organism: Toxotes jaculatrix (banded archerfish)
Lineage: Eukaryota; Metazoa; Chordata; Actinopteri; Toxotidae
Product: sentrin-specific protease 3-like
Exons: 10
Coding region: 158-1738 (526 amino acids)
Biological process (GO): protein desumoylation
Cellular component (GO): nucleus
Molecular function (GO): deSUMOylase activity
Source: RefSeq, a predicted model, not a curated record